AUGCAGCCCGCGUCACCUGGCUCCUCUGAUUGCUCUUCCUACGACUACAUCACUCACAACAGCGCGGCCGGUUACUAUCGCUCUGGCCGGCAAGAUUCCUACGGGUAUCCCCCUCCCACAAUAGCACCCGCCGAGAAGCGUCUGAGCGGUAACUCGGUGUCCGAUGCCCCAUCCCCGCCCAGAUCCAUUGGCGGAUCUAAAGAUGCAGCCGGUGCCAAAGGGACCAGAAAGAACAAAUACCCUUGUCCCUUCGCUGCCAGCCAUGGAUGUUCAGCGACUUUCACAACUUCGGGACACGCCGCACGCCACGGCAAGAAACACACGGGAGAGAAGAGCGUGCAUUGUCCCAUAUGCAACAAGGCUUUUACUCGAAAGGAUAACAUGAAACAACAUAUCCGUACUCACCGCACGCAUUCAGAAGACACGCCUGCGGGAACGGUCGAGCGCGAUGGCGAGACCGCCAGCGGCCGAUGGGCAACGGGGCGGACCAGCCCUCUAUAUAGCCAUUCGCGGUCGGCGAGUCAGUCGCAGACGGAUGGGAACGUCUAUCACCGCAGCAUGAGUACCAUGAAUAUGACGACGUCUAGCGGAAGCCAUCGUCGGCAUUCGCCUUACUGA
Aspergillus thermomutatus is the source of this 618-nucleotide messenger RNA. RefSeq names its product C2H2-type zinc finger protein. Gene Ontology annotation, cellular component: nucleus. Bases 1 to 618 code for a protein of 205 amino acids. Gene Ontology annotation, molecular function: RNA polymerase II cis-regulatory region sequence-specific DNA binding; DNA-binding transcription factor activity, RNA polymerase II-specific. Gene Ontology annotation, biological process: regulation of transcription by RNA polymerase II; central nervous system development. The transcript has a single exon. NCBI's taxonomy places the organism in Eukaryota, Fungi, Ascomycota, Eurotiomycetes, Eurotiales, Aspergillaceae. The record is from RefSeq and is a predicted model, not a curated record.